AUGAUCAACGGAACUCCGAAAAUACUGGCUACUACUUAUAAAUGUGUAUUCAGAAGUACUUCAUUCUCCCAACUUUUAGCCAGUAAGUCGGUAUGCGGAGUGUUUUCCAGUACAUUUCAUAAUGUAAAUGGCAGGCAAAAACUCCUUUACAAAUAUGGUGAUUUACUUCAUUUUCACCCAACUGGAGCUUUAGCUCUGAGAUUGCAACACUCUCAUGGUCCUUCAGAUAAUUUAUCAAAUCCAGCUUUGGAACAAAAAGCAAUUUUAUCUGACUGGACUAUUAUUAGACGACUUCUUAAAUAUGUUUGGCCACAGGAUAGGCCGGAAAUCCGUUUGCGUGUAGUUGCGGCUAUGUUUUUGUUAUUAUCUUCCAAAUUUGUUAAUGUUUUGGUCCCAUUCGUUUUCAAAAUUGCAGUUGACUGUUUGUCAGGAGAAACUCCAAUACUAUUAGGUGACACAAGUCCUAGUGUGGCAGCUACAACUAUUUUAAUUUCGUAUGGUUUGUUUAGAGCUACUGCUUCUGGUUUAAAUGAAUUACGUACUGCAGUUUUUGCUAAAGCUGCUCUUUCUUCAAUUCGAGAAGUCGGAGUUCAAGUAUUUCGACAUAUGCACAAUCUUGAUUUAAGUUAUCAUCUUGGAAGGAGAACUGGAGCAUUAGGUAAAGCAAUUGAUCGUGGCGCUAGGGGAAUAAAUUUUAUAUUGACUGCUAUGGUUUUCAAUUUAUUUCCUACUACAUUUGAAGUUGCUGUUGUAACAGGGAUUUUGUAUUAUAAAUAUGGAGUAGCGGCCAGUACAAUUGCACUAAGCUGCAUAGCUGCUUAUACAGCAUUCACAUUUGCUGUUACACGUUGGCGUACUCAAUUUCGUGUUCAAAUGAAUAAGGCAGAUGGACGAGCUGCAAGUCAAGCUACUGACUCACUUAUUAAUUAUGAAACUGUAAAAUACUUCAACAACGAAGAGCGCGAAGCAGAACUUUAUGACAAACUUCAAGCUCAAUACGAAGAGGCCAGUAUUAGAACAACAACUAGUCUAGCUGUACUUAACUUCGGUCAGGCUGCUAUAUUCUCUGUUGGCUUAGCUGCUACAAUGAUAGCAGUUGCAAAUCAAGUUACUUCCGGUAUAACCGAUCCAGCAACAGCUGCUCAUGUUCUUGAAGCCACUGGGAUAAGUAGUUUAGCUAAAUCUUUAACUGUGGGAGAUCUUGUUCUCGUAAACGGAUUAUUAUUCCAAUUAUCAAUACCAUUGAAUUUUUUGGGUACGGUAUAUCGUGAAGUAAGGCAAUCUUUAAUUGAUAUGUCAACUAUGUUUACACUAUUGGAACUUGCUCCAACAGUUCGUUCCUUACCGAAUGCACCAAAUAUACACAUUGAUCGUUCUAAUUCAUCUGUAGAAUUUCGUGAUGUGAAAUUCACUUACUACACUAAAGACCCUAAAGAUUCUUUAUUAAAACCUGGGAAAUUCAUAUGUGAUGGAUUAAGUUUUAAGGUUGAACCUGGUCAACGUGUAGCUAUUGUUGGUGAGAGUGGUACCGGAAAAUCUACAAUUGUUCGAUUAAUCUACCGAUUUUUUGAUGUAUCCAGUGGUAGUGUACUGGUCGGUGGUCAAGAUGUUCGGUCAGUGAAUUUGGAGAGUUUACGUCAUGCAAUUGCAGUAAUACCACAGGAUACGGUUUUGUUCCAUAAUACAAUAUUUUAUAAUCUCCAAUACGGUAACUUGAAAGCAACUCCGGAGGAAGUUUACGAAGCCGCUCGUUUAUCGAAUGUAGCCAAUGCAAUUGAACGUAUGCCACACGGAUACGAUACACAAGUCGGAGAACGUGGUUUGAAAUUGAGCGGUGGUGAAAAACAACGAAUAGCGAUUGCAAGGGCUCUACUGAAGAAAGCUCCAAUUUUGGUUUAUGACGAAGCAACGUCAUCAUUAGAUUCAAUCACUGAACAUACUAUUCUUCAACGAUUAGCAGAAGUUACACCUGGAAUUACAUCGCUUGUAAUCGCUCAUCGUUUAAGCACAAUAAUUGAUGCUGAUGAAAUCUUAGUCUUACGAAAUGGUCGUGUAUCUGAACGUGGUACGCACUCCAGUUUACUAUCACAACCGGAUUCAUAUUAUAGACAACUUUGGGAUCAACAACGAAGUGGAAUCCUACCCACUACUAUUACGAGUGCUACUGAUAAUUGUAACAGCAAUGAUAAUUAUAAAAUAUCCAAUUCAGGCAGUCGAGAUACAAACACCUAA
Molecule: messenger RNA, 2232 nt
Organism: Schistosoma mattheei
Lineage: Eukaryota; Metazoa; Platyhelminthes; Trematoda; Strigeidida; Schistosomatidae
Source: the annotation of a GenBank genome assembly